Molecule: messenger RNA, 3927 nt
Organism: Frieseomelitta varia
Lineage: Eukaryota; Metazoa; Arthropoda; Insecta; Hymenoptera; Apidae
Exons: 10
Coding region: 327-2705 (792 amino acids)
Cellular component (GO): membrane
Molecular function (GO): ligand-gated monoatomic ion channel activity
Source: RefSeq, a predicted model, not a curated record
UGCCAAAUAGGAUGAUCCUCAGUCUACGUUCGAUCGUUGUCCAAAGUGUUUCGUGUUUCGUAUACAGGUAUCGAUAGACUCGAUAAAAAUAGCCAUUUUCCGGUCUUACGCAGUAUUCGUCGAAUUAACAAUAACUUAUGAAUUUUUUAUCAAUUUUUUUUAAACAAAGGAUUUAUAAAGUACGCAGAUUUAUGUACGACGAUGGUUCAAAGUUUGUUUUAAAAUAUACAAUUCGCUGACACGUUAUACUAGUUUUAAUAAUCAAAGUGGUAUACAAUUCCUUUUCGGGAUUAUUAUUUGAAUAAAAAGGAAGAAAAAAAAAAAAAAUGAAAAUGAAACUUUUUGUGACGGCGACAUUUUACAUGGUAACGAGCACAUGUAUUUUACCCUCACCGUUGACGUUGCAAUUAAUCUUGGAAUUUGCUAAAUGGAAGGGCUGGGAUCAGAUAGUACUGUUUGAAAAUUUUACCUCCUUAGAUUGUGUCUUUAUGUAUACCAAACCUUUGAUCGCAUGUCUCUCGAACGAAGGAAUCGCCGUGUCGAUACAAUCGGCCGUUAAUCCGAACAUACCCGAUGCUCUCGCGAUACAGAAGCAUCGAAUCGGAUCGAUCGUUUUAUUGGAUGGGCUUAAUCUCACGUCCCCUGAUAAUGUCCUUCAUGUGGUGAGAAGACUCAGACUGCGGGCAUCGCAGAAGUUUCAAUUCAAUUAUUACGUGUCCUGGCUGAUGAUAACCAUGAGGAACACGGACGCGACGAUCGAUACGGUGCUUCGACACUUGAACAUUGGUAUCGAUAGCGACGUGAUCGUUGCAACGCCUUCGUUAACGUACGAAGCGAUUCAGGAAAUGUCUCGAACAUACUGGAACAGAACAUGCGCGUCUCUGCAACGCUACUGGUUGAGCUUCGAUUUCCCGGAGCCACCAAUUAAGAAGUUCGACGAGAACGCGUCCAUCAAUCAGAAUUAUGCAAUCCUCGAGAACAAAACGGUGCUUUUUCACUUCGUUCAUGCGUACAAAAUCCGCUAUUCGGAUAAUAGUAGUCUGGUGACGAAUUUCCUUGGUUCCUGGUGUCUGAAUUCGUGGUCGUUGAAUAGCCCGAUAAGCGUGAAAUUGCGGAACGAGUUCAAAGGACAACCGAUCGUCUUCGGUGUUCUGAACGGAACCAUCGAUCGACAAAUGGACGCGAACGAAGAGGAAGCAAAUGAUAUCGCGCCGCUCCUCGAUUUCGCUAAUUUCGUUACCAGCAGUGUGAACGCCAGCAUCGAACUCAUCUCGCACGAGAAAUUAGGUACUUUGAAUAACAAAGUUUGGAAUAAUCUGCUUGGAGAUGUCGUCACUGGAGAAGUAGACAUUGGACUGGGAUAUAUUACUGUGAAUAAAGAACGACAAGCGGAAAUGUCGUUUAGUCAUCCUCUGAUUCGUUAUAUGAGGAACAUUUAUUAUCAUCCACUGGAAACUGGUACUAUGAGAGAUAUAUUUCGUCAACCGUUUAAUAAUUGCUUGCUAAGCUGCGUCGCGUCCACUUAUUUCGCCAUUCUGGUAACGAUGGGAUUGAUCAUUUACGCGGCGAAAACUGUUUUACACAAUGAGGAAGCAAACCGUGUUGAAAUUGGGGAGGCUGCGCUCUGGUGCAUCAGCAUAAUGUGUAUGCAAGGUUCUGCAUGGACACCGUGGAAUCCAUCAGGGAAAACAGUAUUAUUAUUUAGCCUGAUGUUCGCUUUGGUAACAUACAGUGCCUAUGCUGGUUUUAUUACUUCAAUCUUAUCGGUGCAGGCCACUGGUAUCAAAUCUAUUACCGAUAUUUUGUCACAUAAUUUCGAAUUGGGCUACAGCAUCACCGAUGACGAAUACAUCAGAAAUGUGAAUGACAGUAAUCUCCGACAGUUGUAUAUAAGAGCGUAUAACAGCCGAGAAUCUAAGUUGGAUACUACUUCCGGUCUUACAAAGGCUGUGAAAGGGCAUUAUGGCUUUUUCGUAAGUGCAACUCUCGCACGACGCGCCCUCAGAUCCACUUUGAUUCAAGAACGAUGUACUCUGAAAGAAUUACCUCUUCCGCAAACGUUCACAAUGGUGGCUCUGCCGAUGGCUAAUUCUUGCCCUUAUAAAAAAAUUAUUAAUUUGAACAUUCUGAAAAUACGAGAACGAGGCGUUCUGAACAGAAUAACAGAACGAAUGUUACCAGAGAUGCCUCGAUGUAAAUCGCCGACCACAUUUCACAGUGCAAGACUCGCCGACGUUUACUCUGCCUUUUUCAUCUUGAUCGCCGGAAGCGUAUCGGCCGUUUCCAUCUGGGUCGUCGAGAGAAUUUGGCACAAGAGGCGACAAAUGAAGGAAACGAUCGUUCGUGGAAUGCGUCAACAUCACCUGAUGCCAUCUCACCUGCCGCAUCUGCCACAUUUACCUCGUUUCUCACAUCUUCCUCAUUUGCCGCAUUUGCAUUCACGUGAGCCUCGUCGGACCGAUUUCUCUAACGACGAACACUUCCCUUCAAGUUCUGCUGUUUCUGCGCACAAUUCACGAGUAGAAAUUGUCCACAGAAAGAAUCAAGAACACUAUACAGAUUUGGACGAAGAGAUCGAUCAACCUUGCUUCGAACCGAAAUUCUUCAGUUGGAGGAAACGCAAUAAUUUCAAACGAGCGGGACUGUCAAUAAAGAUGCUUGACAGAAAUCAGAAGAGUAACACGACUUUUCCUUUCCAUCAGUAACUGGAAAGAGUGUUACAUUUAAAACAUUUUUACGAGAAAUUAAUUCAGAAAAAUAUCAUGAAAAAUGCUCAUCCUCCAAGAAUGGCUAUUGUCAUUUUCAAAAAGUCUCUUCAUUUUCAUAUCAAUGAUUAAACACUUGAACAAGCUGUUAAAAUGUUAACGAUGAUUGUUAACAAAUUGCUUUCGGAAAAGUGUAAAAUUAUAGAUAUUUUUGACACAUCGGUCGAUGUACUUCAGAAGUUAGAAAUGAAAUAUUUUUGUGACAAAGUUGUCUCUUUGUCGUGUUUUUUUGAGUUGAAUAAAUAAAACUUAAAUUAUAUCUUAUAUAUGUAAGUAUAUAAGAUGAAAUAUGCGAUAUAUAAGAUGUAUGUGCAAGGUGUGAAGAUAUGUUGGAUUAUAAUUCGUGACGAUUUAGAUUAUUUUAUUCAGAUCCUUGCCAUGAAGGAUCAUUGAUGUGAGAAAUAACUGAGUCUAAUUUUUUGCUGACUAGUUGUCAGAUAAAUUUCGUUAUGUAUAUGAGAAAUUGCUUCUGAUCUCUAAAUUGCGACAGCUGAUUCUGUUUGAGACUAAACUGAAAUUGAGAAUUUCUGAAUGGAUUGAUUCUGUUUGAUUAAUUUCGACUAAUUUUUUCUAAUUCUUUUAGAAAUUUAAAUUCUUUGUCUCUCUUUUUAAAAGAUUCUGAGGAAGAUUAAGUCGAAGGAAAUCAGAAAGUAUGAUUUCGGAAUUUUUUAUCACUCGUGCAGGAUGUUGCAGAAAUGAUGACUGAGUUAUCUCUUCAAGAAAUCGUCUUGUCAUUGCUUUUAACACUUUUAACAAUACAAUUGCUUAUGUGCAAAAAGAAAAAAAAUUUUCGCAUUCGAAAAUAGAUUGAGACCUAUGAAAAACCUGAUAAUAAGUUAUCUAAUCAUGACGAAAGAUGUGCAUAAAUAUCUAACUAAAAGUAAUUUUAAAAUAUGUCCAUAUCACAAAUUAUUUAUGCGCUUUUAACUUUAUGAUAAUAAUUGCAAAAGUCGAUUUAUAUUCAAGAAAAAAAUGUUAGAUGUUUAAAUGCGCCAUUGACGUGUAAAAAUUUCUAGUGACUUCUUUGCAUUCAUAACUUGGACAUAUAUUUGAAUGUUAUUAUAAAUAUUCAAUAUUUUUUUUAAUCCGCUUCAUCGAGCAUGCGUUUUUAUAAAGAAAAUUUACCUUGUAAUUUUCAUGUAAACGUAUAUUAGAUUUUUCA